AUGGCGGAGGCAAAUCCACUGAGAGGACUGCCCCGAAUCCGAAGGAAUGCGACCUCCUUCCCGGGGAAUCUUCACCUGGUCCUUGUUCUGAGGCCCAAGAGUUCUUUGCAGACCACAGGCAGAGACCUUGGCUUCCGUUUCAGUCAGGAUGACUUCAUGCUCAGGAUGCCGGUGGUUAUGCUCAGCUCUGUAACGGAUCUGCUCCGUUACAUUGACGAGAACCAGCUCAACUCAGAGUUUGACGGAACUUUGGAGUAUUGCCAUAGCGACCGGAUAGUCCUGAGAACGGCCAUAGAGAGUUUUGCAGUAACGGUAAAGGAAAUAGCUCAGUUGCUGCAGACGUUUGGUACAGAGCUGGCAGAGACAGACCUCCCGGAUGAAGCUAAUGCCAUUGAGUAUCUUCUGAGAUCUCACACUGACAAAUACAGGCAGAUGAAGGAUGACAUCAGGUCAGUGAUAAAGGAGGGCCGUCAACUACUGUCAAAUUUGGAGUCUGCCAAGACAGCAGAGGGCGCUGCUGCAGAGGACAGGAAUCAGGACAGAGCAACUGUACAGAGGCUGCUGGCCCAGUUGCGGGACAUGGAGAUGGCUUUUGACGGGUUUUUCGAGAAGCACCACCUUAAAUUACAGCAGUAUCUACAGCUUCUACGAUAUGAGCAGAGCUUCCAUGAGAUGGAGAUGAUCCUGGAGAAGCUUGCUGAGCAGGAAAAGCAGAUCCCGGCAGUCGGAGCUACGGUGGCUCAGACGGAGCAGUUCCUCAAAGACUUGGACAACUUAGAAUCCUCAGCCGAGGAGGAGAUGGGGCAUGCUCAGAUCAUCGUCCUGCAUGGGCACCAGCUGGCAGCCAGCCAUCACUAUGCCCUGGCUCUGAUCGUCCAGCGCUGUAAUGAGCUGAGACAUCACUGUGACAUGCUGACCGCCACGCUGCGCUCCAAACGGGCUGCCCUCACACGUGUGCGAGACCUCCUGCUCCGACUGGAGGAGGCAAUGCGAUGGUGUGAUGAGGGGGCUUAUCUUUUAGCCAACCAGCUGGUGGAUAAGUUCCAGUCUAAGGAAGGGGCAAAGGCUGCACUUCGGGAUAUCGAGAAGCUCCAGGAUGCAGCACCUUCUGCCUUCAGGUCUAGUCCUGAUAUACUCAGUCUGGAGUUUCAGGCAGUGCUUACCCCACACCUAAAGUCCCAGAUUGGAACAGCAUCAGAAAAGCUCACCAACAUGCAGGGAAUGAUCCAGAACCGACAAGCCUGCUUAAGAAAACUGGCUGAUGUACCAGUCCGACCCAUCCAGCCUGUUGCACCUCGGCCAGAGGGGAACUCACCUGUCUGCAAAUCCCCGCUCUUCUCUCCCAAGCACAGUGUUGAUUUCAACUCCAGCUUGAAGUUUUCCUUUGAGCUUUCAUUACCAGGCAAGAGGGCAUUUCGUAAAAGCCCCAGCUCAAAGAAGAUAGAGGUGAUGCAUGAUUAUGAAGAGAACCGCAGCUGCUUAUUGUAUAGGCCUGGAGGAGAGGAGAACCUUGUUCAGCACAAACGCCAUGUGAUGAAGGAGUUGAUUGAUACAGAGAGAGUGUAUGUGGAGGAGCUACUGUCUGUGCUGUUGGGCUACAGAGAGGAGAUGGACAGUCCUUCCCUCUCUCAUGUUUUGCCUUCUGUCUUAUGCAACAAGAAAGAAGAGCUGUUUGGGAACCUGCCAGAGAUCUACAAAUUCCACAGCAGGAUUUUCCUUCAGGACCUGGAGAGCUGUUUGGAGACCCCAGAGAAAGUCGGGGGCCGUUUCCUGGAGAGAAAAGAGAAUUUCCAAGUCUAUGAGCAGUAUUGUCAGAACAAACCACGCUCUGAUGCCCUCUGGAGGCAGUUCUCAGACUCCGCCUUCUUCCAGGAAUGUCAGAAAAAGCUUCAGCAUAAAUUGAACCUGGACUCUUAUUUAUUGAAGCCUGUGCAGCGUCUGACCAAGUACCAGCUUCUGCUGAAGGAACUACUGAAGCACAGCACAGACUCUCAGUAUGCCUCUCAACUUCAGGGUGCGCUCAGUGCCAUGCUGGAUCUUCUCAAAUCAGUGAACGACUCCAUGCACCAAAUUGCCAUCACAGGAUAUGAGGGAGACCUGAGCGAUUUGGGGAGGGUGCUGAUGCAGGGACCAUUCAACGUGUGGAUCAAUCAUAAAAAAGGCCCCACGCGAAUGAAAGACAUGGCACGAUUCAAGCCCAUGCAGAGACACCUCUUCCUGCACGAACGCGCUCUCCUCUUCUGUAAAAAGAGAGAGGAGAACGGAGAGGGACACGAUCGCGCCGCUUCCUACAGCUUCAAACACUGCCUGAGGAUGAGUGCCGUGGGUAUAACAGAGAACAUAAAGGGAGAUGUGAAGAAAUUUGAGAUCUGGUAUAGUGGCAGAGAAGAAGUCUAUAUAGUUCAGGCUCCAACUGUGGAAGUUAAGCUCGCCUGGCUCUGUGAGAUCAGAAAAAUCCUCACCAGUCAGCGAAGACGCCUUCCAGAUGAUCCUCACAUAAGCCCAGGUCCUGAGCAGCAUUUAACUCCGCCCUUAGAAGACAGUCUGGGGCGUGUGUCGGUGUGCAUGCCGUGGAGCCCGGUCCAGAUCGCCAGCUGCUCAGCUUGUUUUGAUGUCCUUCCUCACAGCAAGCUGCAGGGGGCGUCAGUCAGCUCCGAGGAGGCUGAGUCUGGCCGCACCAGCCCCGUCCUUACCGACCCCAUCGUCUUCUCCCAUCAGCCCCAUCACAGCCGGCGUAGUUGGCCAGGCACAUCCCACUCUGUGGACAUCUGUGAGGGGCUGGAAGAUUGGAGUGGGACCACUGACAUCUCUAAUAUCUCUGACUCAGAUGAGGAUGAUGAUGUCUUGUUGGUUCCAGGGAGUUACAGGGCAGUGUUAGACCAUCAGCAGUGCGGAAUGGAUGACAUCAUUAUUAAGUCUGGUGAUGUCAUUCAGUUAAUGUAUGAGGACACAGGAGGACGAUGGCUAGUAAAGAAUCUCACUCGUGGUGAGGAAGGCUGUGUCCCCACAGAGGGUCUGCUGAGGCUUCUGGGAAACAGUUGGCGGAGUAAUUUUGCCAGGCCAGGAGGUGAGUUCAUGACACGAGAAAUGUGAAGAGUAGAAAGCUCAGCACCUCACGAGCGGAUCUUGCAUAUCGUCCAAAAAACUCGGCUUCCCAUACCAUCGAAAACGUCAUGCUUCAACUCAGAGUCCAAUCAGAGCCUCAGCAAAGCACACAAACACAAAUCAAAGAGGAAAGACAAGUGAUAUCGUGCAUUUUGCUUUUUUUUCCGUCCAUCGAUCCCUUUCCUUUAAACACAAACAAAAGGGAUUUUCCGUGAAUUCUGUAAAGAUCCAUAUGCGAGACUAUACAAAGAGAAUGCCAGAAGGUGCCAGAAUACACAGUGAGCCUUACAGCGUUCAACAUAGAUCCAUCCGUCUCCAUGACGACACCGUCGCUAUUGAACAGUGCCCGGAUCAUCGAAACUUUUUUCCGCCUCAGUGAGUAACGUCAGAAAGAACGGUUGAACAGCUACGCUUGAUGCAUUGAUGAUUAAGUUUUUAAUGACAGAGAGAAAGAAAUACUCUCCCCCCCUCUCUCCCUCUCAGAGAGGGGUAGGUCGAUGUUCUUGCUAUUUUCUUACGGGUCUAAUUUGUCACAGGAGUGUCUGAAGAAAAAGAUUCAGAUGCAUCUCAGCGUCAGUAUCAAUGUGCCAAAAUUCAACAUUCCAUGGACCAUUUUCUCGUUUCUCGUUGGUCUGUUUUUUUUUUUUUGUUUGUUUUGUUUUUUUCUUUCUCAGCUUCUUUUUACAUAGGCAGCUGUGGGUGUCUUGACGUAUGCUGAAAACUUUAACGCUUUCUUAGACCCGUGGCGUCACUGAAGAUUACGCGUAUGGGUAUAACAGUAGCUUGCUUUACAGU
Messenger RNA from Chanos chanos (milkfish), 3900 nucleotides. RefSeq names its product MCF.2 cell line derived transforming sequence b (gene mcf2b). The transcript is spliced from 27 exons. Gene Ontology annotation, molecular function: guanyl-nucleotide exchange factor activity; protein binding. NCBI's taxonomy places the organism in Eukaryota, Metazoa, Chordata, Actinopteri, Gonorynchiformes, Chanidae. Gene Ontology annotation, cellular component: cytoplasm. The coding region runs from base 1 to 3093 and encodes 1030 amino acids. Gene Ontology annotation, biological process: dendrite development; intracellular signal transduction. The record is from RefSeq and is a predicted model, not a curated record.